UUAGUGGUAAGGCAGCAUCGGUCUUUCGCUCUGCACAAUAAAGGGAAAACCGCCUGCGUGUUAACACGGAUUCCAGGGUGAAACCUUUCCCACGGAUGUCCUCCGGUUUGCUUGUUGUCCAGAAAAGCUGAAAAGACUCGCGCAGCCCAGCCAGGGAUGCCAAAUUGUCGUGGAAAUUAGACAACACUCGCAGACUCAUCCUCUGAAGAGUGCCUAUCCUUCAAGUUGCCACAGGAGGGCAGAACAAGUGCUGUACACCUAAAGUGAUCUACCUCCCCUUUCCCUUCAGGUGUAGGUCUCAUCUCAGCCAUCUUCUGAUACAAUGGCCGCUAGUGAUAUUAAAGUGAAGGAGCUGGACAAACGGGCCUCAGGGCAGGCCUUUGAGGUCAUUCUGCGUGAUCCUGCCCGAAAGGCAAAAGGAGACUUCCCUUUCUCUCCUCAGAAGAAAAAGGAUUGGUCACUGGAGGAAAUCCAGAAGAAACUGGAAGCAGCCGAAGAAAGGCGCAAGUCCCAUGAAGCUGAAUUGCUGAAGGAGUUGGCUGAGAAACGUGAGCAUGAAAAGGAGGUACAGCAGAAAGCUCUGGAGGAGAACAACCAUUUCAGCAAGAUGGCGGAGGAGAAACUUAAUCAGAAAAUGGAAGCCAUCAAAGAGAAGCGUACAGCAAUAAUGGCAGCCAUGACUGAGAAGUUCAAAGAGAAGGGGAAGAAGCUGGAAGAGGUCUGUAAAAACAAGGAGAACAAAUAUUUGAUGAAAAUAAGAAAAUAUUUGAUCGUAUGUAUACCAAUAGUAUGUAUUGGUGCUUUUGUUGGUUUUUUGCGUGUGACUUUCAGUUGUUGGCUCUGAGCUGUUAGCUGUUCUCUAAUGCGCUUUUUGAUAUUGGCCGUAGACUUAAUGUUUUGAAGGAAGCAUGUUGCUGUUAUGCAUCAAGGUCCUCAAAGUUUCUAUUAAUGCAGCCUGCACUCUUGAUACGCUUAUCAUUUCAAUCGGUUUGCGCACUUAUGUAGCACAAUGGGUUUUUAUUUAUUUAUUUAUUUAUUUAUUUUUAAAGGACAGCUAUGGGUUCUCAGUCACUGGUGUUUGGCAUGGUUUGCUUUAUUCCAGACACUGCUAGUAUUGCUGUGUAACUGCAACCCCACCCCAAUUCUUCUUUGUAUUACUUUAAGUAAAUGAAUAUCCCUAGUAAAAAUGCUUGAAGUUGGGAAGUCGGAGAGAUCAACAGAGUGUAAAUAAUAAGAGACAAUUUGCAAACACAUCUAUACACACUCCUUAGAAAUUAUACUGUCAACUGAAACAGCCAAAGAGAGAAAAUAAUGUCUGUAUAUAUGUGUACACUACUGACCAGGUUUGUGUUAAAAAGUAGUGGGAUAGUAUAACACAAAAUUAUAUACAUAUAACUGUACAAGGAACCAAACCAGGCAUAAUUUCAGGGUGGGCCAAGGCCAAAAUAAUAGACAAAAGAAUUCUAUUAUUAGGUAGCUAGCUUACCUAAAAGGAAAAUAAAGAAAAUACAAGGAUACUUCCCCAACUACCUAAGCAAAAAAACAGACAAAGGAACCCUCUCCCAAAACAAAUGGCAGCCACACCCCUACUGCCGGUGAACCAAGUGAAUCAUAUAUACAAUGGUUUAUAGAAUGCACAAAAACAGAUACAGGGACAACCAAACUCAAAAACCAGGCAAAAGUCAAAAACCAGGACAGCAGUCAGAAUAUAGCAUAAAGCAGCACAACCAAACACACUCGAAACCACCUCCAACAUCCCAACCCAUUCUCACUCCUCUUCCUCUUUAAAUAUGGCUGCCAUUUAGUGAUGUCAUCCUGGGAGGGGAGCAAAGCAGGCUAGGGCAGAUUGGAAACUCUGGGAGGGUGUUCAGACCUGCACACAAAUUAUGGCACAGCACACACACACACACAAAAACCUUCCCAUCCCAAAGAUAGCGGGUUGUAACGCUUAUCUUUUUUAAAAAAAAAUUUUUUAUUUAUCUUUUUUUUUUUACUAUAAUAAAAGGUAUUUCUACUUG
Molecule: messenger RNA, 2018 nt
Organism: Ictalurus furcatus (blue catfish)
Lineage: Eukaryota; Metazoa; Chordata; Actinopteri; Siluriformes; Ictaluridae
Product: stathmin-like
Exons: 5
Coding region: 323-844 (173 amino acids)
Biological process (GO): regulation of microtubule polymerization or depolymerization; neuron projection development; microtubule depolymerization
Cellular component (GO): cytoplasm; neuron projection
Molecular function (GO): tubulin binding
Source: RefSeq, a predicted model, not a curated record